AUGAGCGCCCCUUUGAGCUCUGAAGAGCGCCAGCAGUACACGGCCAUCAUCGACGGCAUCCUCGCCACAGCCAACCUCGAAACCAUCUCGCGCAAGAAGAUUCGACAGGGACUCGAGACUUCGCUUGGCGGCAAAGAUCUCAGCGAGCAAAAGGAUGCGAUUAAAAAGCUGAUAGAAUCACGCUUUGACGCUGUCUCUGGCGCCGACGCCGAUGCCGACAACGCCUCCGCUUCACCCGUUCCCGCACCGACUCCGAAUAAGCGCUCUGCCACGAAUGGCUCCUACGACCACGACGACUCGGACGCCUCGGCUGGCUCUGAGCCUGCCAGGAAAAAGGCCAAGCGAUCGUCGUCCGCGGAAGAUGCCGACGCCAAACUAGCGGCCCAGCUGCAGGCUCAAGAAAACCGCAUGGCUAGAGGCCGCACUACGCGCGGUGGCGACAAGCCUCGCACCACCAAGAAGAAGCGAGCUCCCAAGAAGAAGAGCGCCAAGCGCGUCGGCGGCGAUGACGACAGCGAUGUGGAUGGUAGCGACGUCCCGCCGAAGCGCAAGGCCGGUGGAGGUUUCCAGAAGCCAUUCAACUUGAGCGAAAGCCUUUCCGUCUUAGUUGGAGAGACACAGCUCUCGCGCCCCCAGGUCGUCAAAAAGCUUUGGGAGCACAUCAAAGCAAACGAUCUGCAGGACCCGAACGACAAGCGCCAGAUCAUCUGCGACGAACGAAUGUAUGCCGUGUUUAGACAGGCUAGGGUGGACAUGUUUAAGAUGAACAAGGACAUCGGAAGUCAUCUAUACCCGGUGGGUGAGGAAUAG
Molecule: messenger RNA, 810 nt
Organism: Akanthomyces muscarius
Lineage: Eukaryota; Fungi; Ascomycota; Sordariomycetes; Hypocreales; Cordycipitaceae
Exons: 4
Coding region: 1-810 (269 amino acids)
Biological process (GO): nucleolar large rRNA transcription by RNA polymerase I; transcription initiation at RNA polymerase I promoter
Cellular component (GO): nucleus; RNA polymerase I upstream activating factor complex
Molecular function (GO): RNA polymerase I cis-regulatory region sequence-specific DNA binding
Source: RefSeq, a predicted model, not a curated record